Phasianus colchicus (ring-necked pheasant) is the source of this 1554-nucleotide messenger RNA. The record is from RefSeq and is a predicted model, not a curated record. Lineage: Eukaryota; Metazoa; Chordata; Aves; Galliformes; Phasianidae.
CCACUUCGGACUUAUAAAUAAGUUGGUACUACCAUUGAAAAGUGGCCAUCAUCACCGUGGUCACCGUCGUCGUCAACAGAACAACACUGCCUGAUGACCCACCACUGCUGAAGAUCAACGACUGAGCUACAAACCACGCUGGAUCCAUGGUGGUGAUCUUUGCUUUGAAUCAGACUCUCUUGCAGCAGGAGAGCCUCCGAGCAGGCAGUUUCCAGAUCCCCUAUACGACAGAAGAUCUUAUCAAGCAUUACAACUGUGGAGACCUCAGCUCUAUCAUCUUCAACCAUGACACUUCUCAAGUCCCAAAUUUCAUUAAUGCUACAAUGCCAGCCCAUGAGCGUAUUACUGCCCAAGAGAUAGACAGCUACUUCCGUCAGGAGCUCAUCUACAAGCGAAAUGAGCGAAUGGGAAGGAGAGUGAAGGACCUGCUGGAAGAAUACCCCGACAAGAGCUUCUUUUUUGCAUUUGGAGCUGGUCACUUCAUGGGCAACAACACAGUGAUCGAUGUUUUGAGGAGAGAAGGGUAUGAUGUAGAGCACACCCCAGCUGGACAAGCCAUCAACAACGAAAAGCUCUCCAAAACUUUGUUAGCCUUUUCAUCGUCCUCACCAGCACAUCACCCUUAUGUAGUGUCCCAGGAGCUCCCACUGUCAUUGCAUACCCUGAAAGAGGAGGAGGAAGAACUCUUGCCUCACCUGCUGCUCCCUGAUGGCAUCGACGUGCUGGAGAAGGUAGAGAGAAAGUACAAAAAGAAGAAGCAGCACCAGAAGAAGCAAAGACUGCGGCAGUUUAAUGACCUAUGGGUUCGCUUUGAAGAAAGUGCCACCGACCCUCCUCCCCGUAUCCGUAUCAUCAAUGGCUACAUCACAGUGGAACCUCAGCCCCGGGGCCAUGGAUGGUUCAGUCCCGCUCGCACAGACACCAGCUCGCACAGACACAGUGGCUCUCACCAGCUCUCCCACUCCCUUUUGCUCUCACUACUGACUUUGGCUAUGCAUAUGAUUAGGCUGCACUGAGAUGUAAGGGGAGCCGAGUGGCAGAGCUCUCCCCUUAAAAAGCAAAAAAAGAGACUUAAAUUAAAGAUAAAAAUAAAAAUGGAAGACUUUGUGAGUGGGACACCUAUUCUGUGGGGUGUUCUCAGACUGCUUCCUUUUCCUGAACCUGGAUCAUUAACACUAUUAACUGGUUUGACCUGCCCAAUACAGGAGAAGAUAUUUUAAUGAAAGUCUUCUUUAUCCUUCUCUUGCAGAAGAGUGACUUCAUGUUAUCCCAUAAUGCUUUGGGGAAGUGUAUAAUGUUGCUAUAACAUAGCUGUUGUUUAGCUGUAUGAGCCCAACUGAGUUACACUUUUUGCACCUUCAGUGCCUUGUGUGGGGAUUUACACACCACUAGCUUGUUUAUUAGAACAGAGUAUUUUGGUCAUAUGAACACAGCUGGGAGGAAGAGGUUAGUAUUCUCUGGUAAUGCUUUUAAUCCUUUUUAAUUCCUGCUUAUUAGGGCUCCAGAUUGUACAUAAAGGUUUAUAAACAACACCUUCUACAAUGGAAUAAAACA